Molecule: messenger RNA, 542 nt
Organism: Trichoplusia ni (cabbage looper)
Lineage: Eukaryota; Metazoa; Arthropoda; Insecta; Lepidoptera; Noctuidae
Exons: 2
Coding region: 53-403 (116 amino acids)
Cellular component (GO): mitochondrion
Molecular function (GO): hydrolase activity, acting on acid anhydrides, in phosphorus-containing anhydrides
Source: RefSeq, a predicted model, not a curated record
ACCUUGUAUUUUAACCCUGUUUCUUGAUGUAUGUCGCUGUUUAGAAUCAGUCAUGAAAUAUAUUAAUAUUGUAAAAAAUUGGCGUGAUUCUGCUUCAUUAAUAUUGCUCACAAAGCGGAAUAGUGAGUUAUUAUCGCGCGUAGAAGAUCGUGGCGCAGAAGGCGUUAAUUACGACAUAUUGUUGCAGACUCGGACGGGCAGUGCUUCUUUUGCCAACAGCGUGGUGUUUCCCGGUGGAGUCAGCGAGCCCGUGGACGGCAGCCCCCGCUGGUCGCAGCUCCUAAGCUCCUUCGGUUACACCAAAGAGGACUUCGAAGCGCUGCACCGCCCCGCCGGUGAUAUUACGCCGAUUUUUCAAGAUAAUCCAAUACAAAGCUUACCAAAGACCCAGCUGAGUUAUUAAACCUGUGUGAAGAAUACAAGUGCUACCCUGACAUAUGGUCGCUGCACUACUGGAGUAACUGGCUGACUCCUAUACAUUUACCUAAAAGGUUCGACACAGCUUUCUUUGUUGCUGCUUUGGAGAAGAAACCGGAAGGCAU